AUGAGACCUUAUUCGGUUGGAAAAGCUCGUUUCAACUUGCGUCGUGCUCAGAAGGAGACUUUUGAGCUUCAGAUCCAGUGGCGUAUGUCUCGAACUGGAAGAGAGAGGCGUCGGUUUGCUUGAAUCCAAAGGAAUCAACAGAAAAGAGUUUCCUUGAGGGCCACGAGACGUCUUGUCGCUGCCGAGACGUUUGAACGUUUCUGCCGCCUUAUGCUCAGCUCGAUGCUGAGAGUAGAAGCCACUCUGGCACAAGCAGCGGCGAUGAUCCGGGCUCAGUAUCCGGAAGAAGCUCCUUCUUCGGAGAUUUUGACGGAGGGUGCGUUUCUUUUCGAAUGGAGUUACCACUCCAUCGAAGAAAUGAAUCCGAAGUUCGAUAGAUUGAUAUUGCGAUCUUCAGACCCCGAGGGUGCUCCCCAGGAGCCUCUGGAGGAGAUCUGGCGUGCGGAGGAUUUCCCUUAAGGAAUUCUGUUUGGUCAGUUUGUAGCUGAAAUCAGAAUAAUCAUGGAGAAUUGCAGUUGGCGUCUUUUUUCGGCCGUGUUGCCCUACUCGUCGUUUCUUCGUGCUGUUUGGUUUAUUUUAUUGUGUGACCUGUGAAUAAAAUAUUGUGUUCAAACUUGUUGAGUUUCGGUGAAAAGAAGUGUGCUCCAACAUGCACUCGAUUAUUUUAAAAAUGGUUGUUGAUAAUAAUUCUAUUGAGAAGUGGUUGAGGUGCAUUCAUGGACGCUCAGAUCCUUCGUCGUCAACAGGCCGUUUUCCGGGCCAACCUCAAGGUCCAACAGGCCGGUCAAGAGGUCGGCAAACUGAGCAAGUUCGCUUCUCGAGCCGAGGAGCGCGCCCGUGUCAAGCGGACUUUCCGAGGAGAAUUCUUUCCGGGAGAAGAAGUCUUCGAGAACAGUCUUCCCCGGGAGAUCGAGAAGCGAAGGACCAAGGCCGCGGUGGCUUCUGCUCUUCGAGCUUCUCGUUUUGCUCGGGUUCAGCUGGAGAAGUACCAGUCGCGUCUGGAGAAGGCUCUUCGUGACAAGGGCAACGAGGUGAAAAAGUCCCCGUGUGAAAAUCUCAUGGUGUUGUUCUUAGAUUGUCGAAGAAGCCGAAGAUGAUGAUGUUGAGGGCGACGCUUCCAUCUGA
Molecule: messenger RNA, 1125 nt
Organism: Caenorhabditis auriculariae
Lineage: Eukaryota; Metazoa; Nematoda; Chromadorea; Rhabditida; Rhabditidae
Source: the annotation of a GenBank genome assembly